Molecule: messenger RNA, 8016 nt
Organism: Closterium sp. Naga37s-1
Lineage: Eukaryota; Viridiplantae; Streptophyta; Zygnematophyceae; Desmidiales; Closteriaceae
Source: the annotation of a GenBank genome assembly
AUGGCUCUUUCCUGCGGAAGCUGCACGCUCGGCAAGACCGCUGUGUCCGGUCUCUCUCUAAAAAAUGACGCAACCCUCGCGUCGGCCAAGAGCGCCGUCGUCAUGUCGCCCAUGCCACGUGUCGAGAAGCUGAGCGCCGCUGGCAAGAAGGCCGCAGCUGUCGUGGUCAGCGUGAGGUCGCAAGCCGUCGCCACCGCGACCACGAAGCGCGGCGCGGAGGUGCAGUUCGAGAGCAAGGUGUUCACCAAGGAGAAGAUCAACCUCGCCGGCCGUGAGGAGUACAUCGUCCGCGGUGGGCGCAACCUCUACCCGCUGCUCGCGGAGGCUUUCAAGGGCAUUAAGAAGAUCGGCGUCAUCGGCUGGGGUUCCCAGGGGCCCGCUCAGGCGCAGAACAUCCGCGACUCUCUCGCGGAGAUCAACUCCGAUAUCACCGUCUCCAUUGGUCUGCGCCCCAGCUCGUCCUCAGCGAAGGAUGCGCGCCGAUGCGGAUUCACGGAGGAGGCGGGCACGCUGGGUGACGUCACCAAGGUCAUCUCUGAGAGCGACCUGGUCAUUCUCCUCAUCUCCGACGCUGCUCAGGCGGACAAUCACGAGGCGAUUCUGGGAGCCAUGAAGCCUGGCGCCGUCUUGGGACUCUCCCACGGGUUCCUGCUGGGCCACCUGCAGUCGCUGGGAAAGGGUUUCCCCGACGACAUCAGCGUGGUGGCCGUGUGCCCCAAGGGCAUGGGGCCGUCCGUGCGGCGCCUCUACGUGCAGGGCAAGGAGGUGAACGGCUCGGGCAUCAACGCCUCGUUCGCCGUGCACCAGGACGUGGACGGCCGCGCCACUGAAGUGGCUCUGGGCUGGUCCGUGGCCCUGGGCUCGCCCUUCACCUUCGCCACCACGCUGGAGGACGAGUACAAGAGCGAUAUCUUCGGGGAGAGAGGUAUUCUCCUGGGCGCGGUGCACGGGCUGGUGGAGGCGCUGUUCCGGCGCUACACGGCGGGCGGCAUGAGCGACGAGGAGGCCUUCAAGAACACCGUGGAGUGCAUCACUGGCAACCUCUCCAAGACCAUCUCCACCAAGGGCAUGCUCUCUGUAUAUGACUCUCUUUCUGAGGAGGGCAAGAAGGAGUUUGAGACGGCCUAUGCCGCCUCCUACUACCCCGCAAUGGACAUUCUUCUCGAGUGCUAUGAGGACGUUGCCUGCGGCAACGAGAUCCGCUCCGUCGUGCUCGCUGGCCGCCGCUUCUCGCCCAAGGAGGGCUUCCCGUCCUUCCCCAUGGGCAAGAUCGAUCAGACGCACAUGUGGAAGGUCGGGGAGAAGGUCCGUGCAGCCCGCGCCCCUGGCGCCCUCGGCCCGCUCCACCCCUUCACCGCGGGCGCCUACGUGGCAGUCAUGAUGGCUCAGAUCCAGGUGCUGCGGCUGAAGGGGCACUCGUACAGUGAGAUCUGCAACGAGAGUGUGAUUGAGGCGGUGGACUCACUCAACCCCUUCAUGCACGCCCGGGGCGUCGCCUUCAUGGUUGACAACUGCUCCACUACUGCCCGCCUUGGCUCCCGCAAGUGGGCUCCCCGCUUUGACUACAACCUGAGCCAGCAGGCGUUUGUGGCGGUGGACAACAACACACCGGUGGAUGCAUCCAUCAUUGCGGCCUUCAAGAGCGACCCCGUGCACGAUGCCCUCGCCGGCUGUGCCUCUCUGCGCCCCUCUGUGGACAUUGCGGUUACCGCCGAUGCCGACUAUGUCAGGGAGGAGCUCCGCCAAUAUGUUCCGUCUUUCCUGCCCCCUCCAUCGCAAAGUCCGCUUGCGGGAAUUCUAUCCAAGGACAAGAAUGCGUUCAGCCUGGAGGAACCAGAGGCGCCAGCCGAGCCCGUGCCAAAGCCAAAGGAGCAGAAGAAGCCGCGCAACAUCGAUUUCUUUAUGCAGGAGCUGAAGCAGGAGCAGGAGCUGCGCGAGCAGAGGGAGAAGGAGCUCAAAGAGCGAGCGGAAGCGAGGGCGGCAGGCAAGCCGUAUGGCAACGAGGGGCAGCCGUCGCUGCUGGGGGGUGAGGGCACGGAUCUACUGCAGCCGUUCCCAGAUGGCGUUAGAAGGAGGCCGUCCAAGUUCGACUCAGGGCCGCCCCUCAUGGCGACGCCUCCGGGCAUCACCACCGUUUCCACCGACGAUGGGGGAGACCCCCUCACCACCAACCUCUAUGUCGGCAACCUGUCCCCGAAGGUGGACGAGAACUUUCUCCUGAGGACGUUUGGGAGGUUUGGGCCGAUAGCGAGCGUGAAGAUCAUGUGGCCGCGCACAGAGGAGGAGCACCGCCGACAGCGCAACUGCGGCUUCGUGGCGUUCAUGAAGCGCGCCGAUGCUGCCAAGGCCAAGAACGAGAUGGACUGCAUGGUGGUGUACGAGUAUGAGAUCCGCAUAGGGUGGGGCAAGGCCAUCUCUCUGCGGCUCUGCCUGCCUCGGCCCUCCCGGCGCCUCCCCCCAGCCAGAUGGCAGUUCGCCCCAAGGAGCUGCCGCCCAACUCAGGAGAGGCUGUUGCUGCCAACAGCCCUUACUGGCGCUUCCAGCAACACUGUUAUUGCCAAUAGCGCCCGCAAUUCACACCCAUCUCCUUACCUGCCCCACCUCCCCCUACCCCCUCUUCCCGCUCCCCCUCUGCCCCACACCCACACACAUCCAGGCAUGGUGGUGUACGAGUAUGAGAUCCGCAUAGGGUGGGGCAAGGCCGUCUCUCUGCCCGCCUCGGCUCUCCCAGCGCCUCCGCCCGGCCAGAUGGCUGUUCGCCCCAAGGAGCUGCCGCCCAACUCAGGAGAGGCUGUUGCUGCCAACAGCGCUGUUAUUGCUAACAGUGCUGACCCUCUUGCUGCUGCUGCCGCCGCUGCUGCUGCUGCUGCUGCUGCGAUCAACAUGGCUAGCUUGGGAGCAGAGAAUGCGGAAGUGGUCAUCACGCCGAACGUGCCAGACAUCAAGAUAGUCCCGCCCAAGGAUCCACAUCAGCGCCACGUCAUCGACACGCUGGCGCUGUACGUGCUGGACGACGGGUGCAUGUUGGAGCAGGCCAUCAUGGAGCGCGGCCGCGGCAACCCGCUCUUCUCCUUCCUCUUCGAUCUUGGCUCGCCCGACCACACUUAUUAUGUGUGGCGAGUCUUCUCUUUUGCACAGGGAGACACCCUACAGCGGUGGCGCACAGAUCCCUACAUCAUGAUAUCAGGCAGUGGCAGGUGGAUUCCGCCUACUUUGCCCAAGACGGACGAGCUCGCGGGGCCCACCAUCCUAGAUAAGGACAAGGGCGGCUCCACCUACGCUGCAGGGAAGCCAAAGGAGCAUUCUCUGACAGACAAGCAGCGGGACAGGUUUGAGGAGAUGCUGAGGGGACUCCCUUUGGAGGAGCACUCACUGACAGACAAGCAGCGGGACAAGUUUGAGGACUUUCUGAGGCGACUUCCUCUGGAGAGGGAGGAUAUUUGCAACGCCAUGGCGUUUGCCCUCGACCACGCAGAAGCAGCCUCUGACACCCGUCCCCCCUGCCCCCUGUUUGAGGAUUUACUGAGGCGGCUCUCUCUGGAGAGGGAGGAUAUCUGUAACGCCAUGGCGUAUGCCCUCGACCAUGCAGAAGCACGGCUGAUAAGGACGCUCACUCCCCUCCAACGCUCUGAACCACUGCUUGUUUGUUUGUUCUCCUGUCUUCUCUUGACCCUGUGUCCUUCUCAGGAGCACUCGCUGACGGACAAGCAGCGGGAUAAGUUUGAGGACUUACUGAGGCGACUUUCUCUGGAGAGGGAGGACAUCUGCAACGCCAUGGCGUUCGCUUUAGACCACGCAGAAGCAGCCACAGACAUAGUCGAAGUGCUGAUUGAAUCCCUCACCCUCCUCGAAACGCCCAUCCCCCUUAAAGUCGCACGCCUGAUGCUUGUAUCAGACAUCCUCCACAACUCGUCUGCCCCCGUCCGGAACUCGUCGGCCUACCGGACCGCUUUCCAGGGGUAUUUACCCGACGUGAUGGAGAGUUUCAACGACUGUUUGAGCGUGGUUUCGGGCAGGAUGACUGCUGAGGCUCUCAAGGACCGUGUGCUGAAAGUGAUUCAGGUGUGGGCGGAUUGGUUUUUGUUCUCCGAGGCGUAUUUGAACGGGCUUAGAAUGACGUUUCUGAGGGCGGUUGGGACGGCUGUGCCUCCGUUUCACACUCUGCCGGAGGAUGAAGAGGAGGAGGAGCAAGGGGGAGGUGGGAAUGGGCCUGGUGGGUCAAAAGAUGCGAAUCAAGGUGCGGGUGGUGUUGGUGGUGGUGCUGACGCUGCUGCUGCUUCGGCAGAAGGAUCAGCAGUACCAGCAGCAGAGGGAGACACAGCAGCAGCAGCAGCAGCAGCAGCAGAGGCUUCUGUGCCGGUUUCUCCAGAGGAGGCAGCCCGAAAGGAGCUUCUCGCACUCCCAUUGGUGGAGCUCAAGCGUCGCUGCAAGCACAACGGCUUAUCAACCCGAGGGGGAGUGCCUAUCAUGGUGGCCCGACUGCUUUCGUUAGAUGCGGCUGAACAGGCUAAGAAGGCUGCCGAAGCAGAGGCAGCUGCUGCGGCGGCUGCUGCGGCCGAAGCUGCGGCAGAGGCUCGGAGGGCGAACAUCGCGAAGCGAAUGGAAGGGAGUGUGGGGUGGUCGGGAUGGGUUGAGGUGAAGAAGGAGGAGAAGGAAGGGAGCAAGGGCGAUGUGGGUGGGGAGGGGGGUAAGGCUGGUACUGCUGCUGAUAGUGGUGGUGCUGCACUGCCAAAGAAGUUUGUCCUGCCUACACCUGAGCUUAAAGCCUUUGGAUCGAAAUUGGAGAAACUGGAGAAACUAGGGCCGCUUCUGAAAUCGGUUAAGCUUAAGCUGGAAAAGAAAGCCGUCGGUUUGCCCCAGUCAAAGUGGAAUAAGGAUGAUGAGGAUGAAGAUGAGGAGGGGGGAGGAAAGGGAGAGGAUGAAGAGGGGAAUGAGGAGGGGGAUGAUGACGAGAGGGGAGGGAAGAAGGGGAAGAAGAGGAGGGAAUCGGUAGGUGGGAGUGAUGCUGCGGAUGGUUCUCGUUCUGCUGGUGUUGCGGCUCCGUCCCCCUUUAAAGCUGCCUCGAUUGUCUCAUACAACUCGUCAGACGAAGACGAAGGCUCACCACCCCGGCGCACCUCCGCCGCCCACCGAAACUCUGUCUCUUCUGGGGGAGGUGGUAUCCAGGGGAGCCGGCAGAUGCACAUUCAAGACCAGCAGGAGGAGGAGGAGAGGAGGGCAAAGCAGAGGAAACUAGAGCUAGCAGUUUUGGAGUUUAGAGAUGCCUUAGAGGCUCAGAAUUUCAAGGCUUUUGAGGUGGAAGUGAAGGUUGCGGCGCACAGGAAGAAGCUUGAAGAAGAAAUGGCGGCUGGGACGUGGCCGCCCAUGAUUGGUCGGUUGGCGUCGGGUGGGCGACAAGCGUCGGCUGCGUACGGGGCACCGCUUGGGACUCCAGCCCAUCCCCAAACAUCGCAUUUGGACCUAUCGCCUUCCGCGUCCCCCACGCUUCUCCCCACCGUCUCUCACACACCUCCCCACGCACACGCCCACGCUUCCCCUCACCGUCGCCCACGCUUUCCCCCACCGUCGCUCACGCUUCCCCUUACCGCCGCUCACGCUUCCUCCUGCCUUCCCCCACGCUUCCCCACACCGUCGCUCACGCCUUCCCCCACCUUCCCUCACGAUUCCCCUCUCAUCGCCCACGGUUCCUCCUACCGUCGCCCACGCUUCCUCCCACCGUCGCCCACGCUUCCUCCCACCGUCGCCCACGCUUCCCCCCACCGUCGCCCACGCUUCCCCCCACCGUCGCCCACGCUUCCCCCCACCGUCGCCCACGCUUCCCCCCACCGUCGCCCACGCUUCCCCCCACCGUCGCCCACCGCCACCGUCGCCCACCGCCACCGUCGCCCACCCCCACUGUCGCCCACGCUUGCCCUCCCAUCGCCCUCGGUUAGCCUUCCCGCCGACCUCCCUUCUCUCCCACCUCUCUCCACGUCGUCGCUCACGCUCUCCCCAUUACCACCUUCUCUACUCCUACCAUCGCCCAUGGUUACCACCCCACCCUUAUUUCCUUCUCUCGCAUUCUCCCUCCCCAUCAGCCUCUCACCCACCCUGGGCGGGGAGGUAUGGCGGGCUGGGCUGGGAGCUGGGGAAGGGGUCGUGACUCGUUCGCUGUGGGGUGGUGGUGCGGCUUUGGAGCAGAGUGUUUGGCGCACAGCCAGGGCAGCGCGUGCAGGCGGGCAGCAAGGAGUGCAAUGCUGCAGGGGGCGGGUCAGGGGAGCGGGGGAGGCGGGGGAGGCGGGGCAGGGGAGGCGGGGGUUAGGGAGAGAGGGUGCAGGGAUCCUCCUAUCCCCCGUUCCACCCUUAUACCCUGCCACACUUUUACCUCCUGCCCUCCUCCCUUACUCCGUUCUGUCGUUCCCCCACAGUCGUCCUCCUCUCCCUCUCCCUUCCUCCCUUCCUCCAUCUCUCUGCCUCACUACCCUCUUUACCCUCUCUGUUGCCCGUCCUCCCUUCCUCCCAUCCUUCCUUCCUGCCAUUCUUCCUCUCCUCAUCCUCCCUCGAUCCAGUCCCCCUUCCCCUUUCCAUCUCCCACUCUCCCACUCCCUUCCUCACGCCAACCCUGCUCCUCCGUUCCACCCUUCUACCUUCCCCCUUGUACCCAGCCGCACUUUUUCCUCUCAUCCGCCCAUCAUCUCAUCCGCCCAUCAUCUCAUCCGCCUGUCCUCUCAUCCGCCCAUCAUCUCAUCCGCCCAUCCUCUCAUCCGCCCAUCACCUCAUCCGCCCAUCAUCUCAUCCGCCCAUCAUCUCAUCCGCCCAUCAUCUCAUCCGCCCAUCAUCUCAUCCGCCCAUCCUGUCAUCCGCCCAUCACCUCAUCCGCCCAUCAUCUCAUCCGCCAAUCAUCUCAUCCGCCCAUCCUCUCAUCCGCCCAUCACCUCAUCCGCCCAUCCUCUCAUCCGCCCAUCAUCUCAUCCGCCCAUCACCUCAUCCGCCCAUCAUCUCAUCCGCCAAUCAUCUCAUCCGCCCAUCCUCUCAUCCGCCCAUCACCUCAUCCGCCCAUCCUCUCAUCCGCCCAUCAUCUCAUCCGCCCAUCAUCUCAUCCGCCCAUCAUCUCAUCCGCCCAUCCUCUCAUCCGCCCAUCAUCUCAUCCGCCCAUCCUCUCAUCCGCCCAUCAUCUCAUCCGCCCAUCCUCUCAUCCGCCCAUCAUCUCAUCCGCCCAUCAUCUCAUCCGCCCAUCCUCUCAUCCGCCCAUCAUCUCAUCCGCCCAUCCUCUCAUCCGCCCAUCAUCUCAUCCGCCCAUCAUCUCAUCCGCCCAUCCUCUCAUCCGCCCAUCAUCUCAUCCGCCCAUCCUCUCAUCCGCCCAUCAUCUCAUCCGCCCAUCCUCUCAUCCGCCCAUCAUCUCAUCUGCCCAUCAUCUCAUCCGCCCAUCCUCUCAUCCGCCCAUCAUCUCAUCCGCCCAUCCUCUCAUCCGCCCAUCAUCUCAUCCAUCCAUCCUCUCAUCCGCCCAUCAUCUCAUCCGUCCAUCCUCUCAUCCGCCCAUCCUCUCAUCCGCCCAUCCUCUCAUCUGCCCAUCAUCUCAUCCGCCCAUCAUCUCAUCCGCCCAUCCUCUCAUCCGCCCAUCAUCUCAUCCGCCCAUCAUCUCAUCCGCCCAUCAUCUCAUCCGCCCAUCCUCUCAUCCGCCCAUCACCUCAUCCGCCCAUCCUCUCAUCCGCCCAUCAUCUCAUCCGCCCAUCAUCUCAUCCGCCCAUCCUCUCAUCCGCCCAUCAUCUCAUCCGCCCAUCCUCUCAUCCGCCCAUCAUCUCAUCCGCCCAUCCUCUCAUCUGCCCAUCAUCUCAUCCGCCCAUCCUCUCAUCCGCCUAUCAUCUCAUCCGCCCAUCCUCUCAUCCGCCCAUCAUCUCAUCCGCCCAUCCUCUCAUCCGCCCAUCAUCUCAUCCGCCCAUCAUCUCAUCCGCCCAUCCUCUCAUCCGCCCAUCAUCACAUCCGCCCAUCAUCUCAUCCGCCCAUCUGUCAAACUAUAUACGUGCUAGUUCUGUGUAG